UAAUAAUUCAUCUUCCAAACGGAAAAUGCAUAUGCGCAUUUGGCAAAGUUUUUCUUGUCCCUUUUCUCUCCUAUAAUUCGACAUCUACUUAAGACGGUGCAUUCAACUCUAGUCAAAGACGCAGAUGAAAGAGAGCCACAUUCGAGAUGAGGUGCUCGAGCACCAAUGGGAAGGUGCUGGCACGCACGAAGAUCCAUUUCUUGUCGAAUUCCUCCCUGGAGACUCAGAGAAUCCCAAGAACUUCUCAGAAACACGCAAAUGGUUCUACGCAAUAACAGUCACCAUAUCGGUCUUCGUCGUCACCUUCCUAUCCUCCGCCUAUUCAGGAACAGUGGACGAGCUAAGGGCAGAGUUUGGCUCCAGCACAGAGGUCAUAUUGGCUGGGAUAGCACUUUUUGUUCUUGGCUUCGCUCUUGGUCCUUGUUUCUGGGCGCCGCUAUCCGAGAUCUAUGGCCGGCGUGUGAUGUUUUACACUACUUUUGGCUGCCUUACGGCGACUACUGCAGGUGUAGCUGGUAGUAACUCGAUGACAACGUUGAUUGUCUUGCGCUUCCUUAGCGGAACUUUUGCGGCAUCUCCAUUGACAAAUGCUGGAGGUGUUAUUGCAGAUGUGUUUCCACCACGACAACGUGGACUUGGGAUGACGAUUUUCUCAAUGGCUCCUUUUCUCGGUCCUGCUCUAGGGCCUGUGUAUGCCGGCUUCACAAGUGAAGCAAUUGGUUGGCGAUGGGUUCAAGGUAUUCUCGCCAUUACUACAGGUGUGAUCUGGAUUUUUGGCACGAUAGUUCUUCCUGAGACAUAUGCACCGGUUCUUCUACAGCGAAGAGCAAAGGCUUUGUCUAAACGUUUCAACAAGACUUUCAUUAGUCUAUUAGACAAGGAGCAUCGCCAUACCCGGGCUCAAGCCAUCAAGACCAGCUUGGCCCGACCUUGGAUCCUUUUGUUUGCAGAGCCAAUUGUCUUGGUGGCUUCUAUUUACUUGUCUAUUCUUUACGGCACGUUAUAUAUGCUGUUUGGAGCGUAUCCUAUCAUUUAUCAACAAGAACGUGGAUGGAGUGAGGGUAUUGGCGGACUAGCAUUCCUAGGUGUAACUGUUGGGAUGAUCAUCGGUCUUGCAUACAUGCUAUACGACAAUCGUCGUUACAUGCGUUUGCUCGAUACUCUACCAGAGAACGGAGUUCCAGUUCCAGAGUGGCGCCUACCACCAACCAUCAUUGGAAGCAUAGCCCUACCGAUUGGACUCUUCUGGUUUGCAUGGACGAACGGGCCAUCGGUACAUUGGUCUGUGAGCAUCAUUGGCUCAGCACCUUUCGCUUUUGGCUGCGUUCUCGUUUUCGUCAGCGUUCUGACUUAUCUCGUCGAUACGUACACCAUCUAUGCGGCCUCGGUGCUUGCAGCCACUGCGAUGCUUCGUUCUUUUUUUGGUACUGCUUUCCCGCUUUUCGUCUCUCAAAUGUAUGCCAAUCUUGGCAUCCAUUGGGCAAGCUCGAUUCCUGGAUUCUUGACUCUGCUUUGUCUCCCUUUCCCGCCAAUUAUGUAUUUUUGGGGCGCAGAGCUGAGGAUGAAAUGUAAAUAUGCAGCUCAGGCUGCUGCGAAAAUGGCUCAAAUGAGUGGGGCGAAGACAGCUCCUUCCGCUAUUGAAGGAGAGACAGGAGACGAAUCGUCAGUGAUUCAGUUACCCGAUAUGGAGAAAUAGACCAUCCUUCCGCUUUUUGAAUUCAUGUGUGUAAAAGCCUUGCUUAGGAGAUCUGCAUGAGUUGGAAU
This is a messenger RNA of Mollisia scopiformis, 1764 nucleotides long. RefSeq names its product MFS general substrate transporter. Gene Ontology annotation, biological process: transmembrane transport. The record is from RefSeq and is a predicted model, not a curated record. Gene Ontology annotation, molecular function: transmembrane transporter activity. The coding region runs from base 125 to 1696 and encodes 523 amino acids. The transcript has a single exon. NCBI's taxonomy places the organism in Eukaryota, Fungi, Ascomycota, Leotiomycetes, Helotiales, Mollisiaceae.